Cooperia oncophora is the source of this 1371-nucleotide messenger RNA. NCBI's taxonomy places the organism in Eukaryota, Metazoa, Nematoda, Chromadorea, Rhabditida, Trichostrongylidae. The record is from the annotation of a GenBank genome assembly.
AUGGGAAUCCCUCUUUGCCAGCUAUCGUGUGAAUUACCACGGUUAGUGGAAAAGGCCGCUGCAAUGAACCGCGUAACGGACGCGCUCGGAUGUACCAGCGCUAGGGUUCUGCCGCUGUUUGAGCUGAAAGACAGCGAAAAUCAAUGGCUAAAAUCACGACUGCUUUCAUUGCAGGAUGCUCAGCAAGGCCCAUCGCCACAAGAAGUGAAAGAGUGCGAUACAGCGCGAGUGUGGAGUGACGAUGAUAGGAGAGAUAUUCUCCUCAACCACUUGACAGGGUCGGCGCAAGCCCACAUCAAGAAUUUGCCUGAGGAAGGUCGACGCCUUUCGUUCCAAGAAGUCGUAGAGGAACUCCGUAGAGCAAAAGAUACUCCGUGCGAACGACUGAAAGCAGAGUCCGAAUGGAAAACCCUCAAGAGGCAUGAUGGAGAGUGCGGACAGCACGGUCACUCUCAUCGUGAGUGCAGCCAGCAGAACAAACCCUCAUCCUCGAGAUCCAGUCAGAAAAAGGACUCAGCACGUUCUAAAAGAGGGUUUCCAUCCAGUGGGUCACAACAACGACCAAAGCACUCAUCGCUAUCGACACAUCUGAAGUCAUGGUGUCGUGGAGUCCGGAAAAGUGUACCCACCAGGACAGAGGCCUAUGGCGAGCCGUGUUACUGCGAUAUUGAAGUGUUCGGUCUGAACACGAAAGCACUCAUAGACACGGGCUCAGUUAUAUCUAUCAUACCCGUAGGUCUUCUGCAACUCGCUCAAAAGAGUGGCGCUGAUAUAGACACUAUGGCUACCAUUCUAGGAGAUGCCGACAAGGACGAAGUGCUCGAUGCGUCAGGAAAUCCGAUGACGUUCCUCAAGAGGAUCGCAGUCGACAUUAAGGUCAAAGGCGCUAAAAAAGCCAAUGUCCAAUUACACGUUCAGCAAGCAAGCGAUACCCUUAUUCUUCUCGGCACCAACGCCAUGGAGGCGUUAGGCAUCGGGGUAAGCUUGACACCUGAGACGGAUACGGAAGGUGACCACGAAGUACAGCAGACGAAGUCUAAGCAAGUCAAGAGUGCGUUGGCACGAGUUCGUAAAAGAGUCGUGAUCCCGCCUCACACCUCGGCGUUCGUCGAGCUUGAGGGGAAAAACCGCAAGCCCGAGCAGGUCUUCUGGUCCAAUGACAACAAAAUAGCGUCAGGAGUAUGCCGCAUAUCUCAUGGACAUGGUAUCAUACCUGUCGUGAACAAAGGUGAGGAGCCAUGGGUAAUUCCGAAAGGAAAAGUGCUCGGAGAAUGGUCAAAUGACCUCUGGUACAACCCGAAUACGGCUGAGAUACCUGGCGAUGUACUCGAAAAGGCAACAGAAGUACCCGAAAAGGGGAAAGCCUCGGAG